Molecule: messenger RNA, 1434 nt
Organism: Cetraspora pellucida
Lineage: Eukaryota; Fungi; Glomeromycota; Glomeromycetes; Diversisporales; Gigasporaceae
Source: the annotation of a GenBank genome assembly
AUGCUUGGCACAAAGGCAACAAAUAAACACAAUACAUACGGUGUAUGUAUAGCUUGUGAUGAUGCUCUUGGCCGUGAGGAAGCUCUAAAAUCAUCAUUAACCAAUAAAAAAAAUACAACUGAUAAUAAAGAAGAACUUACUUCUCAAAUUGUAAAAAGGCACCAAAACACAGACAUGUCUGCUACUUUAGAAUUCUUUGAAUUUUUAAACCCAAAACUUACUCUUCCUAGUCAGUAUGCUUUAUCUAAUCAUAUUCUUAAUACUGAAAAGACCACUUUGACCCAGUCCCGUGAACAAAAACUAAAAAAUAAUAAUAUCGGAGUUACUUUAGCAUUUGAUGAAUGGAAAAAUAUUUUAAAACAACACAUAUUCAGUUUCUUAUUUAUCUUAUCAACUGGAGAAUCUUUAAUUUGGAAAGCAAUCGACAUAAGCUCAGAGAGAGAAUGUAUGAUUAAAAUUAUUUCCAAAAUUGAAUCUAUGAUUAAUGAAGCAUCAGAUCUAGGUGCCAAAUUAUCUGCUAUCGUUUCUGAUAGUGCCCUAGCAUAUUCCAGUGCUAGACGUCGGUUAAGAUUACUAUAUCCAAAAAUCAUUUUUCUACCCUGCUUCACUUAUCAAUGUAAUCUUGCUGUAGGAGAAAUCUUCAAAGAAUCUAACGAAUUCAAAGCCACAUCCAAACAGAAUUUAGCUACUACACACAAAUCUUCUUUGGAUAGUUUAACUCAAAAUUCAGAUGAUGAAUUAGUAAAAUUGUUGCACUCAUUGCUUCUUCCUUAUUGCGAAGUCCUUAAUAAAUUACAAUCAGAUACUGCUCACCUUCAUGAAGUGCUACAAUCUUUUGGUGGAAUAUUAAAAAUGUGGGAAGAAUAUCCUGAUGAAAAUUUAGCAGAUCGUAUAAUCUUACAGCUAGAACAAAGUAUCCGUGAUACUUGGUUCAAAACUAAUACUGAUAAUUUAAACUUUACAUACCUUGUCCAAUUUAUUACUUAUUACUAUAAAGCAUGGUUUGAACGUCAACCAACCUGUAUUCUACUUGAGUUUGAAAAAUAUAGAAAAUAUGAAUACCCAUUUGAUCGUUCCACAUAUAAACAAUUUAAAGGAAAUGCAUUGGAAUUUUGGGAAUUUGCCUCCCCCUCGACUAAAGAAUUAGGACCUUUAGCUGCACAGCUAUUUGGGAUUUGUGUUAAUGCAGCAUCUGUAGAACAAUUAUGGAGUGAAUUGGAUGAAGAAAACAAUUCUGGAGAAGAUGCUGAAACUAAUAUAUCGGAUACAAUGGCAUGGGAAAGUCGAUUACAAGAGUGGGAGCAAAUAUUAAUUGAUGAAGAAACUGCUAUUAAUUAUACGCAUCCAGCAAUUGACCAUAGAGCAAAGUGGGAGUUGAGCAGUCUAUUUGGCCCGCUUUUUGAAAAACCAAGCUAUAUGAAUUCUGACAGUUAG